AUGGCGUCGCGUCCCAGCAGCCAGCACCGCUUGAGCGUCGGUGCCAAUGCCUCGAGUCUUCCCUCGCGCAACUCCUACAGUCGCACCCACUCGCAUUCCACCUCUCUCGGCACCGUCAACCCCACCAACCGCAUCAAUCGCCGCAAGAGCUCGACCUUCUCGCCCGCUGGCAAGCCUGCUAUUACUGGUGCAGUAGUGGAGAAUGCCGUGGCAGAUGGCACGGCGGCUAUCAAUAGGCGGAGUUCCAUGUCGAAAGCCGCUCUUGCUGCUUUAAACGACGGCUCGACGCCUAGCAGCCUGCCGCAUCGCGUGUCGGUGCCCGAUAGCACUACAUUGAGCAGCAGCGCGGUGGUGGACGGCGGUCCUUUAUCCUCUUUCCAGGGCUCUGAAAAGAACAAGCCAAAGAUGCGCAGGGCCAGUGACGGCACUCGCUUGACGAAGAAAGAGAAAGCUGCGACUGGCGAUUUGAAAUGUGAACACUGCGGCAAAGCGUAUAAACACGGCAGCUGCUUGAAUAAGCAUCUCUGGGAACAUACGCCACAAUGGCAAUAUACGUCCAAGCUGCUCAUCUCGAAGCACCAGCAGGUUCAACUUUUGGAGGCUGCCUCUGUUUUGGUUGCAAUGAACCAGGAGCCCUCUAACGAUAGCGACAACUCGUCGUCCCCUGCGGCUUCUGCUUCGUCUGAUAUGCGGGACGAGGAAUUGAGCUCGACUGAGACAACGCCUCCACCACAGGGUGACUCGUCUUACAGGGACAGCAAGCGGUUCAGCAACAACAGCAGCGUCUACUCGCGUUCGUAUCAGUCGGUCUUCUCGGAAAGUGUUCCAAACAAUGAACACGGCUUUGCCCAUCACCGCCAAUGGAGCGCCUCGAGCAACAGCCGUCCAGUGACUGCCAACACCUCGUACGCCGACAGCUACCGUGGUGACGAGGACCCGCAAGAUUUGGCCGCCGCUGUUGGAUUGCUGAGCUGCAGCUAUGGUACUCCCAAGACUGGGCCGACUGGUGUCCCUAUGGAUGUUCCUCCAGUUCCACCACUUCCAGCCAAGUACCAGAACUACCACCGCACUCAGGGCGAUGUGCACAUGGAAGAUGACGAAAGCUCUGAUGACGAACCUCACGCCCGCAAUGACGAUAUGGAAGACCACGGCAUGUUUGGCAAGAUGGACGCUUAG
This is a messenger RNA of Zasmidium cellare ATCC 36951, 1176 nucleotides long. RefSeq lists its product as uncharacterized. The record is from RefSeq and is a predicted model, not a curated record. Lineage: Eukaryota; Fungi; Ascomycota; Dothideomycetes; Mycosphaerellales; Mycosphaerellaceae. The transcript is spliced from 2 exons. The coding region runs from base 1 to 1176 and encodes 391 amino acids.